Molecule: messenger RNA, 2594 nt
Organism: Microcebus murinus (gray mouse lemur)
Lineage: Eukaryota; Metazoa; Chordata; Mammalia; Primates; Cheirogaleidae
Gene: F2RL1
Product: F2R like trypsin receptor 1
Biological process (GO): positive regulation of Rho protein signal transduction; thrombin-activated receptor signaling pathway; blood coagulation
Cellular component (GO): plasma membrane
Molecular function (GO): thrombin-activated receptor activity
Source: RefSeq, a predicted model, not a curated record
GCACCCGGCGACUCCGGUUUCCCUGAACCUUAUCCGGCCCUGGGGAGGCGCGCGCGGAGGCUCGCGUCAGGGGCAGGCGAGAGGCUGGCUUUCUCUCGGUGCGGCGGGUGGAGUUCUGAGUUUCGAGUCCGUGGCGGCGGGUUCCGCCGCCCGGCGUCGGGGCUGCGGGCAGGAUGCGAGGCCUGAGCGCGGCGUGGCUGCUGGCGGGUGCCAUCCUGCUGGCGGCCUCUGCCUCCUGCAACCGCACCAUCCCAGGAGCCAAAAGACCCGCGGGAGGAAGAAGUCUCAUUGGGAAGAUUGACAGCCCACCUCACGUCACUGUAAAAGGAGUUACAGUGAAACCAGGCUUCUCCGUGGAUGAGUUUUCCGCGUCCGUCCUCACUGGAAAACUGACUACCGUCUUUCUUCCGAUUGUCUACACAAUUGUAUUUGUGAUUGGUUUGCCAAGUAAUGGCUUGGCCCUGUGGGUCUUUCUUUUCCGAAGCAAGAAGAAGCACCCGGCUGUGAUUUACAUGGCCAACCUGGCCUUGGCCGACCUCCUGUCUGUCAUCUGGUUCCCCUUGAAGAUUGCCUAUCACAUACACGGCAACAACUGGGUGUACGGGGAAGCGCUUUGCAAGGUGCUCAUCGGCUUUUUCUACGGCAACAUGUACUGUUCCAUUCUCUUCAUGACCUGCCUCAGUGUGCAGAGGUACUGGGUCAUCGUGAACCCCAUGGCGCACCCCAAGAAGAAGGCAAACAUUGCCGUUGGUGUCUCCCUGGGGAUAUGGCUGCUGAUUCUGCUGGUCACCGUCCCCCUGUAUGUUGUGAAGCAGACCAUCUUCAUUCCGGCUCUUAACAUCACCACCUGUCACGAUGUUCUGCCCGAGGACGUGUUGGUGGGGGACAUGUUCAGCUACUUCCUCUCUCUGGCCAUUGGAGUCUUCCUGUUCCCAGCCUUCCUCACGGCCUCUGCCUAUGUGCUGAUGAUCAGGGUGCUGCGGUCCUCGGCCAUGGACGAAAACUCAGAGAGGAAAAGGAAGAGAGCCAUCAAGCUCGUCAUCACCGUCCUGGCCAUGUACCUGAUCUGCUUCACGCCUAGUAACCUUCUGCUCGUGGUGCAUUACUUCCUGAUUAAAAGCCAAGGCCAGAGCCACGUCUACGCCCUGUACAUCGUGGCCCUCUGCCUCUCCACCCUCAACAGCUGCAUCGACCCCUUUGUCUAUUACUUUGUUUCACAAGAUUUCAGGGACCACGCAAAGAACGCUCUCCUUUGUCGGAGCGUCCGGACCGUAAAGCAGAUGCAAGUAUCCCUCUCCUCGAAGAAAUUCUCCAGGAAAUCUAGCUCUUACUCUUCAAGUUCGACCAGCGUUAAAACCUCCUACUGAGUUUUCCAGGUCCUCACACGGAAGUUAUACAGUAGGAUGCGGACCUGCUUCAUCUUAUGGGGACGUGUCUGUUAUUGCCUAACCAAGUGGGUCUCAUCACGUACCGUGCAUAUGUGAUGUCUCAGGAUUGCUAGAAGCUUCCCUGUUUGCAUGGUAAAAGUCCCCCCAAAUUAACACAGAUGUCAGUUGCAGAAUUCCGCUGCUCAGAUGCUCCGAGAAACUGAGCUAACAGAAGCAGACUUUUCAGCAGGGGGGAAAAAGACAAACCCAGUGACUUGCAAAAACUAGGCCUGGCGUAAAGACUAAGUUCUUAGCUGACACCGUAUUUCUUUUACAUCUGGGGUCAAUCAUAGCCUUGUUAGGGCUUGAGGGCCCUUGGAGAUGAUCGAUCACUCCAAUUGAUUGACUUGACAAACAAGGAAACUAAACAGGUAAUACAAGUUGCCCAGAGUCAGGUUUCUGAGCAACAGCAGUGAGUUUGGAUUGGACAGUAGGAUACGAAUGUUCAGUGAGUGGGGUUUUUGGACCACUUCAUCAAAAUCACUGUGGCGCUUGUUUAAAAUGCAGAUUCCUUAGAUUCAGUGAUGAAAGCUCAGGCUCUGGGAACAGGGCCCAGGAGUCUGCAUGUUAUAAGCCCGUGUGAUGUUUAGGCACCAAAGGUUUGAGAACCACUGGUCUGAGUGCUGUUUCUGCUUGACAAGGGGCCAUGAUAAUUUUUGGAAAAAAAAAAAAAAAAGCAAACAAAUAUUUUGUGUUUCUUACAUUUAGCUUAUAAUGAAAUCUGUUUAUGGACUUAUCAGGACUUUUCAUUACUAAUCCUUUGAGCUUUUGUGUGUCUUAUUACUUCAAGAAAAGUACAAUGAGGAUUUUAAACAUGUAAAUACAAAUUUUGUAUAGCUUUUUACUGACUUCAGUGGAAUUUUUAUGUAGUCUGAAUAAUGGAUUGUUUUGUAACUGAGAAUAGCUUUUACCACUGAGUAUUUUUAAAAAUUGCUGGAUUAUUUAUUGUCAGUUUUGUUCACUCGUUAGCAAACAUGAAAUUGUAAAGCCAUCACAGGGUUUGGCCCACAUCUCUUUGGAAAGCACUAAAGUAAAUGGAUGUGUAACAUAGUUAAGAGGUUCUUGACUCCAAACUGACUUCAUACAACUGUUGUAUUUGUGACUUUUAAAAAUAAUUAUUUUAUUAUAUGAUUGAUUUAUAAACAACACGAUUUUUUUUACAGCUUA